Messenger RNA from Arachis ipaensis, 1082 nucleotides. RefSeq lists its product as uncharacterized. Gene Ontology annotation, molecular function: protein binding. Lineage: Eukaryota; Viridiplantae; Streptophyta; Magnoliopsida; Fabales; Fabaceae. The record is from RefSeq and is a predicted model, not a curated record.
GGGGGUCCUUUGAACUCUUCUAGUAGGUGGGGGUGAUCGCCUCUUAUCUUACGCACAAUACCAAAAAAUCAAACACUCGAAACUUCUCAUAAGAGCUAUGAGAGCUUCUCUCAUAAGAACCGGAUCCGUGCCGGUCCUGAAUCCGGUCCGGAACUGUUCACCUCGCCUCUCUCUCCCGCGCCAAGCGUCCUUCUCCGGUGACAACAGCCGUGUUCAGUCGCCGAGCCUCUCGAUACAUUUAGACUCCGACGGCCGCAGAGACCUUCCGCCAAGCGGAAUCCGCCGAGUGAUGUCGGAGUCAUCGAUUCGGUCCGCGAGCGAAGGAUUCGGCGCUAUCCAGGAUCUGAAACGAAGAGGAACGCGGCCUUUCCCGGUGAUCGUGCGAGAGGACGAAGAUGAAGAAGUCGGUGGCGGAUCCGGCUACGGCGGCGGCGAUAGAAGAAUCGCGACGGCGACCGGAGGAAACGGCGGCGAUAGGAUGAAGAUUGGCGCAUACUACGAGGAAAUGCUGAAGUCAAACCCUACGGACGCUCUUUUGCUUAGAAACUACGGGAAAUUCCUGCACGAGGUUGAGAAAGACACGGCGAAAGCGGAGACGCAGCGAGAUGAAGAGAGAGCCAAAUCUUACUUUGACCAGGCCGUUUACGCUGCUCCUGAUGAUUGCACGGUGCUGGGAUCCUAUGCGCACUUCAUGUGGGAAGCAGAGGAAGAAGAGGAGGAGGAGGAGGAAGUUAAUGGCUGUGUUUUAAAGUGAUUUUUGGUAUUUAGAGGUUGUAGAGAGUGCUAUAUUUUCUAUAAAUGGCAUUUGAAUCUGAAAGUUACAGAAUAAGGAUCGUUGUUGUUUGAUAUGUCUAACCGGAAAUAGCUCCAAGUUAUAGAAUAUCAGAGACUGAAAAGUAAAUGGCUGCCUCUGUCCCUUCACCCUUCUCCUCCGUUCUUGCCACUUCCGGAGACUGUAACAUUCUAAUAUAACUUUGUAGAUCCCGCUUAAAUUAUGUAUGAUAGAUAUUAUUGGGAUAGACAUAGACUUGUAAAAUUUUGUUAAUGCAAUUAAUAAUAGUGCUAAUCGUUUUUACCCAGCA